AUGAUCUCCGCGGAGAGGAGCCAGUCGCAGAGCCCGCGGUCGCCCGGGGCGGCGGCCGGGGCGCCGUUCCUGUCGAUCUGCGUCACGGAUCCCGUCAAGAUGGGCACCGGCGUCCAGUCCUACAUCUCCUACCGCGUCAUCACCAAGACUAACCUACCUGAAUUCGAGGGAGCAGAGAAAAUUGUUAUCCGGCGUUAUAGUGAUUUUGAGUGGCUGCACGAUCGGCUAGCUGAGAAGUACAAAGGCAUUUUUAUACCUCCUCUUCCAGAGAAGAAUGCAGUUGAGAAAUUCCGGUUUAGCAAAGAAUUCAUUGAAUUGAGGCGCCAAGCUUUGGACCUAUUCAUCAACAGACUAGCUUCACACCCUGAACUUAAGCAAAGCGAAGAUUUGAGGACAUUUUUGCAGGCAGAUGAAGAGAAAAUGGAUAGAGCAAGGUCUUAUGAGACUGGUAUAUUUAAGAAGCCGGGAGAUUUCAUACAGAUGUUUAAGGAUGUACAGUCAAAGGUCAGUGAUGUUGUUCUGGGAAAAGAAAAGCCAGUGGAAGAAUCUACUCCUGAAUAUGAGAAGCUUAAACAUUAUAUAUUUGAGCUAGAAAAUCAUCUAGCAGAGGCCCAGAAACAAGCAUUUCGCCUUGUAAAAAGGCACAGAGAACUUGGGCAAUCUUUGGCGGACUUUGGGAAAGCGAUUAAGCUUUUAGGCGCCUGUGAAGGGGAUUCGUUGGAGAAGGUGUUUUCUGAAGUUGGUUCGAAGUCAGAAAUGUUGUCAAUAAAGCUGCAAAGAGAGGCAGACAACCUUCUCUUUAACUUUGAAGAGCCUUUGAAAGAUUAUGUGCGUGCUGUGCAGUCAAUAAAGGCCACUAUGCUUGAUCGAGCCAAUGCUUUCAGGCAGCACUUUGACUUGGACCAGGAGAGGAAGUAUAAAGAGCUUAACCUGUAUGUAUACCCUGAGAAGUUUAUUCUGUACUAUUACCUGGAAAAUUUCUCAUCCUAUUCUUACUGCAGUGAAAAAAUGAAGUUCAUGAACCCUGAGAAGUUUACCGAGUCAGAAACUGAGUUCAGCGAGUUGAAAGCAGCCAGUGAGGAGGCUACGAAGAGGUACGAGCACAUAGUUAGUGUAAUGAACGAGGAGCUUGCACGAUUCCAGGAGCAGAAAACAGCUGAUAUUGGACUUGCAUUCCAUGAGUUUGCCAAAGGUCAAGCAAAGUUGGCUAAAGAUAUUGCUGAUGCGUGGCGCAGCGUCCUCCCAAAGCUAGAGGCGUGUUCCAGUUCAUAA
Molecule: messenger RNA, 1272 nt
Organism: Triticum turgidum subsp. durum (durum wheat)
Lineage: Eukaryota; Viridiplantae; Streptophyta; Magnoliopsida; Poales; Poaceae
Source: the annotation of a GenBank genome assembly